AUAAAUGAAAUGAAGCAAUGUUUAAUGUCAGCAUUUUAUUUUUCACUGUUUAAGGCCAAUGCGGCUUAUUCAAAUAGAAACGUUUCAAUGCCAGUUCAGUUCAGGUUCUGUUUUCAAGGCCAGAUUUUAUUUUCAAUCAAUUCCUCAUAAGCACAGGCUAAAAAUGACAAGUCUGCUGCAGGAAUGUUUUGUACCUGACGAAAGCCUCUGAACUCGCUCAGUUUGUGCGUUGAAUCAGUCGUUUUUGAUGGCAGCUGUGGAUUAAGUGCACUUCCAGAAAGUGGAGAUGACGUCUGAGAGCCCUUUCUCUUCUCGCUGCGACCCUGGAGCUUCAGAAGUGAUAACAGCACUUAAAUCCCAUCCGCCGACUCUCCCCUUGCAAACACAGAUAUUUCCUGUAGCGAUGGAGCUCAGAGAUAAAGCCGAGAUGACAGGAGAACUUUCCUGUUGCUCAGCGCAGCCACCAAAACCCCACCCUCCAUCUUGUCUUGAUACGCCGCAUCACAACACCCUUCAUGCUACAUCACGGCCAUCUCAUAAUGAAGCUUUAAUGGAGACUGUUUAUCAUGUAACUGUCAUCGUCUGCCCCAUCGGUUUUUCUCUCUGUCCCAUCUCCCAGUUUGUAUACACUUGAAAGAAGCAGGGCAAAAACCUUAUAUGGACAGCUGGGCAUUUUCUAAAUCGGUUAUGUAAGUGAUCACUCAGCUUCUUGUUCUCCUCUGUUCUUAAAGUUUGGAUUAAAGAAAAAUCUCAUCUUUUUAAGAUGUUGAAAAGCUUCCACUCAUCAGUCGGCUGUAAACAGUCGUUCCCUCUGUCCCGUUCUGAUGCCUUGAACAGAGCUUAUUGUUGUUGUGUUUGGGUGGAGAAUGUUGCGAGUGGGACUGACUCGCUGCUGAAGUCAGAUUUCUGUCUGUCUGUCUGUCUGUCUGUACUGCGGCGUCUGUAACAAACAGCUGCAUUGUGAACGCAGCGUCUCUGAUCUCACUUCUCCCUGCAUCUCGCUCGUGUUUCCUCUCUGACUGCUGGUUCGUGGUGACGGCGAUGGGAUGAGGUAGUUCAGGUUAUCUCUCGGUGUGCUGGACCCGGUUGAACUGUGACUCAUGCGGACUAAAGCUCUGAGUCGCUUGGAGGUUCCACUGGAGCUCUUGAAAAAAGCGUCUGAUACCGAGCAGGAUGCGGCCGUGAAACUUGACCAGGAGCGGGCUGAGAUAGUCGCCAAAUAUGACAAGGGAAAAGAGGCCACCGUGGAGCCUUGGGAGGACACCGACUUCCACCUGUACAAAGUCGUCGACCGCUUCGGCUUUGUUCACGAGAGUGAGCUUCCAUCCUACGACUCGGUGGAGGAGAAGCAAAAACACACGGAGGUGGAGAGGACCGCCAAAUGGCUGAAGAUGCUGAAGAGCUGGGACAAAUACAAGAACAGCGAGAAGCUGGUCAGGAGGAUCUAUAAGGGCAUCCCCCUGCAGCUCCGAGGGGAGGUGUGGUGUCUGCUGCUCGACAUUCCCAAAAUGAAGGAGGAGAAGAAAGACUUCUAUGAGAAACUAAAGGCCAGAGCGCGAGGACUCUCGCCCGACAUCCGCCAGAUCGACCUGGACGUGAACCGGACCUACAGGGACCACAUCAUGUUCAUGAAUCGCUACGACGUCAAGCAGCAGGCUCUCUUCCACGUCCUCACAGCCUACUCCAUGUACAACACGGAGGUGGGAUACUGCCAGGGCAUGAGUCAGAUCACAGCUCUGCUGCUCAUCUACAUGAACGAAGAGGACGCCUUCUGGGCUCUGGUCAAACUGCUGUCUGGGCAGAAGCACGCCAUGCACGGGUUUUUUGUCCCCGGCUUCCCGAAGCUGAUGCGCUUCCAGGAUCAUCACGACCGAAUCCUCAAGAAGACGAUGCCCAAACUGAAACAACACCUGGACAGCCAGGAGGUGUUCACCAGCCUGUACACCAUGAAGUGGUUCUUCCAGUGCUUCCUGGACAGAACUCCCUUCACCCUCACCCUCAGGAUCUGGGACAUCUACAUCUUAGAGGGUGAACGGCUGCUGCCCGCCAUGUCCUACACUAUCCUCAAAAUGCACAAGAAGCACCUGAUGAAGCUGUCCAUGGAAGAGCUGGUGGAGUUUCUGCAGGAGACCUUGUCCAAAAAUUUCUUCUUCGAGGACGACUUUGUGAUCGAGCAGCUACAGGCGUCCAUGACGGAGCUCAGGAGGGCGAAGCUGGACCUGCCUGCACCAGGUAAAGAGGAAGAGUUUCCCAAGAAGCCUCUCGGGCAGCUUCCUCCUGAGCUGGCGGCAGCAGGGGCGAACCACGUGGCCAACGGUCAAAGCCACGCAGAGCCAGCUGAGCCACCCAGGGACCCGAGUCCUGUACCAGACCGCCAGCGGGACAGUCGGCCCCCCAGCCGGUCACGCCGGGCCUCACUGGAGAAACCGAUCCGCUCCCACAAGGCUGACAGGAGGGAUGGCCGCUCCAGGGCAUCAGGGGAGAUCCCAGGUGAGCAGCAGAAGCAUUCAACCUCCACCACACCUGAGAGGGGAGCAACACCAACCUCAGCCCCCACCCCUACACCACAGCUCAGCUCACUGGAUGGAAGGAAACCUCAGAGCCACGCCACCGCUAACAACAACUCCAACGCCGCCCCCAGCUAUAACAGAGACAUCACUCCCCGCUGGUUCAAACCCUCCGAGAUGAAGCUGGAAGCUGCCAAAGCGGCAGCUGCCCAGGAGGUCAAACUGAGCCGAGGGGUGUCGCCGGCCCCCUCCAGCCCAGAAGAUGGUGUUCUGCCCCACCGGCGACCACGCUCCAAGGCCUUCGUCCCCGGCUCCAACCGAGGCUCCAACGCCUCUCAGUACGACAAUGUACCAGGGCUGCCGGAGCAGGAGUUCGAGAUCCUGGAGCUUGACAGACCUCCGUCCAGAAUGAGGACACCUCGCAGUGACAUACCCUACGGCGUGCCGUCCCUCCAUCAGGGCAGCCCCAGCCGUGGACCCAGUCUGGCUGGGAGUGUCGCGUCUGUCACAUCAGGGCCCAGGAUGGCCAACCACCCACUUCCUACUCGAUUUUCCCAGAACAGUCCCACGGUAGUCCAGCCCAGCUACCCCGGCAGCCAGUUCCACACCCCUCCCCAGCAGCACUCCCCAGGCAGAACUACUACUGAGGUCCCCAUCCUACAUCCCACCUACAGCGUGAGCCUGGGCCACAGGGGAGAGGACAGACUCUAUGCUCCGCCCUCCCGUCUUACCCCACCCUCCAAUGUGGCAUAUGGGGAACGAGCGUACGCCACCACCCACCGGCACAAGAACAGCCACUCCCCAGAGAAGGCUCUCAUGAACAACUCCUACACCACCUACCGCAGGCAGCCGCCACCAAACUCCAUCCACAAUCCCCAUAAUGCCAGGCCUCCCCCGGAGCACCACCUACAGCUGGAAACACAGGGGAGCUCCACCCCCAUCUACCUGCAGCAGCUCACCUCCACCGCACAGGUACGCGCUCCGGUGGACUACAGGUUUGAGGGGCACCGGAGAGGCGAGGCAAACCCACACUACCUGCCAGAGGGCGGGCCUCGGCAGCCAGUGGACGGGGUCCCGUGGACGCCGAAGGAUGAACUGCCCCCUCAGUCCCCAGGUGGGAUGCCCCGCUCACCCAGCUUCCAGAGAGCCCAAAUGUCUCCUGUUCAAGAGUUCACUUUUCCGGCCAACCCAGACAGCCUGCUUCACUACAGGACACAGUUCCAGGAGCAGGAGCCUGUCAUAAGGCAACAGCUCCCUCAGCUGUUUGGAGGACCACACUACAGGCACGCACAGGAGGCGUUUGCCAUGCAGGAGUCCAUGUUGCUGUGAUGGGAGGAUAGAGAAAUGGCAAGACACUGUAAAACAAAAAACAAAAAAAAAACUGAGGCGUAGUCACUGACACUGUGGUAAAGACGAGCAGUAGUCCUAGCUUUGUCAGGAACCUGGUUUUGUCUCUGCUCUGUUGUUCUUUAUGUGUGAAGUACUGACCUUCUGACUGUCACGCUGCAUCGUAACGCUGCAGGACGCACCAGCCUCUGACGUUUUUACUGAUCACUUUCAAAAGAGAAAAAACUGACUGAAGAUUUAAUUUUAUUUUUGGAUGUAAAUCAUUAACGAGAGGUGACCGUAUAUAUCUUUUAGAGUCAGAUAUGUAUGGUGGAUUUUUGUUAAUAUGCUGAGUUGUUAUCAGUAGCAGGAACAGAACAAAACUCUGAUUUAUUUUCCAUCUUUAUUUUUUUAUAUGUUACUUCCAGAUAUUUACAUUAGAGAUCAAUUUACUCUAUAUGCUUGUGAAUGUUAUUUUUUAAAAAACACAAAAUAAUAUUAUGUCCAACGACAGAAUUAGGGAGCAGGGAUGAACAAGUCGCUGUCAGUUUUGAUUUCCAUUUCAGUUCUGAAAACCCUCCACUGUGGAAAGAGCAGAGUUUUGUUGUUUAUGUUCUAAUUUUUCCUUUUCAGUUUCAGAGAUGAUAAUCCUGAUUAACGGACGUGCAAGUCAUUCCUCUUUCGCACGUGAAGUUGCAGUACAUUGGAUAUUUACAUGUAUUUGAGGCCAGUGUAGUUAUUGAUUAAAUUCAAACCCCGAAUAGAAACUCAAGAGCUUCAGCUAAUUUUUGAGGGCUAAUGAUGUUAUAUACUUUUUGUUUGAUGGUUUUACGCCACCUGAUUUGCUAUGUAACCGCAGGUAACCUGUUUUUUAACCGCUGUACUGUUGUUAGCACAUCUCAAGCACAUGCAGCCAGAGAUGGAACUGAGCUAGUUUCAGUUCAGUUAGUUUUACUUCAUUAUGUCUUAUUAUUCUCAACACUGUCAUAUCAACUGCUGUUCAGCUGCAGGCACUUCCACUGGCACACACUACACGUCACACAUUUCAACAUUUAAAUCAGUCACAUUCCCUGUUAUGGCUCCUCGAACUCGGGAUUCAAAGCAGUUACUCUCAAGCAGUAUUGUCAAUACUGUUCAUUACAUUCCCUAAGUUAUCUCUGUUUUUUUGUUAAACAACUAACUGCAGACCAUUCUGAUACUUUGCUUAAUAAAAAAGGAGGUGGGGUGAAAAUGAG
Scatophagus argus is the source of this 5068-nucleotide messenger RNA. It is a transcript of the gene usp6nl, whose product is annotated as USP6 N-terminal like. Lineage: Eukaryota; Metazoa; Chordata; Actinopteri; Scatophagidae. The transcript is spliced from 14 exons. Bases 1101 to 3836 code for a protein of 911 amino acids. The record is from RefSeq and is a predicted model, not a curated record.